AAAUGUCACGAAAUAUUCAGGAUAAACUCCAGAAAUAUUCAGUAUAAACAACGAAAUUUCUGUAGUUUAUCCGAAAAUAUCCAUCACAUUUUACAAAACUCAGUUUCGUAAAGAGCUGUAUCCGCUACUCCGUCACAGUUUUGUAAAAUAUACUGAAUUAAUUUUUUUCGUGUACAAAAUUAAAAUAAGGAAUUUACUUAAGAUUUUCUUUAAAUAUGUUGCUUCAUUAGAAAAAAUUUGAGGUUUUCAUCGUGUUCCCAAUUAUAACUUAAAAUAUAGGUAUACAUUUAUUUCCAAUAGUAACUUCAUGCUGUAUGUCUCAGUAAUGUAUGUUAUUUUUGUCAUUUUAAGUUUGAUUACUGUUAGCAACUAUCGCAUAUAUAUGUAUAGGGUCCUAAAUGUAGGGUGACACCUUGGCACCAAUUUAUUAAACUUAAUGCCUAGGGGGACUAAUGUAGAUCACAAUAUUGAGGCUUGUCGUCAGUGGCCUGCAAAAGGUUUGAUACUUAUUCUCUAAUCUUGACUUGAAAUUAAUUUCUACAAAUUUUUAACUUGGAAUAUGUUAAUAUAACAAUGUCUUCGAGUAAUAUAACUGAAAGAAAACAGACAGAUGUCUGUAAAGAAACCGAGUCGAUUAUUUGUAGCAAGGAUGAUGCAGAUUUUCGAUUCGAAGCAAUCCACUGUCUACAGACUAGUGCUGUUAUAAAAAAUGAUAAUUUACCGGAACGUGGAGCAUGGGGUAGCAAGGUCGAGUUCAUUUUGUCAGUUGUAGGAUUGGCAAUCGGAUUAGGUAAUUUAUGGAGAUUUCCAUACCUUUGUUACAAAAACGGAGGAGGUGCAUUUAUGGUUCCAUAUUUUAUUGCUCUUGCUUUGGCAGGGGUUCCUAUGUUUUUAAUGGAACUUUCAUUAGGUCAAAUGAUGACAACAGGAGGUUUAGGAGUCUUUAAAAUUGCUCCAAUUUUUAAAGGAAUUGGAUAUGCAACAUGUGUACUUUCAUGCUGGACUAAUAUAUAUUAUAUUAUAAUUUUGGCGUGGGCUCUUUUUUACUUUUUAGUAUCCCUUCGUGCUGAUGUGCCAUGGAGAACAUGUGAUAAUUCUUGGAAUACACGACUUUGCAUAAGUGCAGGAGAACGACUGAACACACUGUGUUGGAAAGAAAAUAACGAUACAAUAUGCUCUACACCACUAGGAAAUGUUAGCCACUCUAUAAUGAAAGACCCAGUGAAAGAAUUUUGGGAGAGACGAACAUUGCGAAUUUCUACUGGCAUAGAAGAUGUUGGCAGUAUAAGAUGGGAACUGGCUGGCACCCUUGCAAUUGUCUGGAUAAUGUGUUAUUUUUGUAUUUGGAAAGGAGUUAAAUGGACCGGAAAAGUAGUUUACUUUACGGCAUUAUUUCCAUAUGCACUCUUGGCAAUUUUAUUAAUAAGAGGAUUAACUUUACCUGGUGCUUUUGAAGGUUUAAGAUACUAUGCAACACCAAAUCUCUCAAAGCUUGGGGACCCAGAGGUAUGGAUAGAUGCCGUAACUCAAAUAUUUUUUUCCUAUGCUUUGGGACUUGGAGCUCUUGUUGCUUUGGGUAGUUACAACAAAUUCAAUAACAACGUUUAUAAAGAUGCCUUAAUUGUAUGCUGUGUGAACUCUGGAACAAGUAUUUUGAGCGGUGUUGUUAUUUUUUCGGUUGUUGGUUUUAUGGCCCAUGAACAACAAAAGCCUGUUGCAGAAGUAGCAGCUUCUGGUCCUGGAUUGGCAUUUCUAGUUUAUCCAUCUGCAGUUUUACAGUUACCAGGAGCAUCAAUUUGGUCCUGCUUAUUUUUCUUCAUGCUUCUUUUAAUUGGUCUUGACAGUCAGUUCUGCACUGUAGAAGGUUUUAUAACAGCAGUAGUUGAUGAAUGGCCAAAUCUUCUGAGAAAAAGGAAAGAAAUAUUCAUCGCUAUUGUUUGCUUUUUGUCUUACUUGAUUGGACUUUUAUGUAUAACAGAUGGAGGCAUGUACGUGUUUCAACUUUUGGACUCUUAUGCAGUAAGCGGAUUUUGUCUUCUCUUCCUUAUGUUCUCUGAAUGCAUAGCAGUUUCAUGGGCCUUUGGUGUUAAUAGAUUUUAUGAUGGUCUUCGAGACAUGAUUGGUUACUAUCCAUGUUUCUGGUGGAAAAUAUGCUGGACUGUCACAACACCAGCUAUAUGUAUUGGUGUUUUCAUAUUUAACUUAAUCAAAUUUGUGCCCGUUAAAUAUCUAAAUUAUGAAUAUCCUUGGUGGAGUCACAUGCUGGGAUGGCUAUGUGGUUUGUCGUCGAUGAUAAUGAUUCCUGGAUAUAUGCUUUAUAUUUGGUUUGCUUCAUCUGGGAGUAGUUCAGAGAAAUUUCGAAAAUUGGUACGGAUAGAUGAUGAUAUUGCGACUUUACGAAUGAAAUUUAAUGCCACCACAAAUACUGAAAUGAAAUCUGAAUCUAUUCUGAUUUAACAGAGACGGUAUUGGCCCAUUCUGGAAUCGCUGUAUUAGGUAAAGAAAAAGAAGCCAUUACGUGUUUAACUUGAUUGAUUUUAUCUGCAUCCAUAUCAAUAUUUGAGAAAUUACAAGAAGACGACCAAACUUGCACUGUCUCUGACUGUAUUAUCUAUAAAAUGUAAUUUAAUGUAAAAUAAACUUGUAUAUUUUCAAUA
Leptopilina boulardi is the source of this 2657-nucleotide messenger RNA. It is a transcript of the gene Gat-1B, whose product is annotated as sodium- and chloride-dependent GABA transporter 1-like. The coding region runs from base 574 to 2457 and encodes 627 amino acids. NCBI's taxonomy places the organism in Eukaryota, Metazoa, Arthropoda, Insecta, Hymenoptera, Figitidae. Gene Ontology annotation, biological process: sodium ion transmembrane transport. Gene Ontology annotation, cellular component: membrane. The record is from RefSeq and is a predicted model, not a curated record. The transcript is spliced from 15 exons.